AUAUUUCAGACGUCUUCCGGAGAUGUCAGUCCAUCAACUACACCAUGUGGAACCCCAUUAAGUGGAGCACCAAAAUUUGGAACAGUUAUACCAAACAGAAUAUUUGUAGGUGGAAUUGCAGCUAAUACAACAGAACAGGAGCUCAAACAGUUUUUCUCAGCAUAUGGUGCAGUAAAAGAUUCCAAAAUUAUAGCAGAUAGGGCAGGGGUUUCCAAAGGGUAUGGAUUCAUCACUUUUGAAAAUCAGGAAGAUGCUGACCGGAUUAUCAAAAAGGAGUCUGAUAAUCUUGUGUUUAGAGACAGGAAGCUCAAUAUAGGACCACAAGUUUUGCCAAGGGCAUUUGAAUCCCCGGUGUCGCCAGGUGCUGUGAUGUUCUCUAAUGGUGUCCCUUAUACCUACCAGAAUGGCAUGGCAGUGUUUGCAUCUCCAGAAGCAGGUUAUGCUGUACCUCAAGCUCAGCCACAGACAGCAUUAAUGGUCCCACAGACACCACCAGUGUAUGUACAACCACAGUAUGCAACAUACCAAGUACCAGUUUCAGCAUAUAAUUAUACAUCAUUACAGACUUCACCUCAGUGGGCAACUACAGCAGCAGCGGCUGCAGCAAAUGCAGGUCAAUGGCGAUACAUGACACAGAGCCCUACUACAGCUUUGACAGCUACAGCCAACCCUUACAUGAUCGCUAUGCAACCAGAUUUGAUGUAUGCUCAAGUACCACAGGCAUAUCAAGCCCCAGAAUUCACAGAUGCUACUGUUCUUGAUGGCACUGCUGGGGUUGAGGGCAGCAUCUCCAUGGGGGAACAAAGCUUGCAACAACUGGUCAGCCAGCCAAUCGUCUCUGUUACUGAGGCAAAAGUCCCAGCUCCAGCACAAAAUGUGGCUGUGUCAGUCGUGGCGACGACGAUGCAGUAUACACCUCCGGUUGUAACCUGCUCCAUGCAGCAUGACAAGUGUAUCCCUAUGUCUAUAAUUAACUCUGUUAUGUCUACUAAUACUCCAAUUACUACAUCUAGUCCAGUAUCUACAGUCACCACAAGCAAGCAUUCUAGUGUGUGUGCUAUCAAUGUCGCGCCUUAUAAGAAACCAAUUGCAACUGUGUCAAGAAGAAACUUCACAAGUCCCUUCAUUGUAAGGAAUGGACAUAAAGUACAGUGUUUAAUGGUCCCACCAAAAAAUAUGGCUUCCGGACAAUAUGCUUUUAUGGCACAGCUUCCAGAGGAGACUGGUACCCCUACUCCUUGGAGUAUUCCUUGAAGAGAACUGAAGUGAAAAAUUUAUCUGGAAAUGACUAUAAAUAAAACACGUUAUUUGUUUUCUUGUUAAGGUUGCUGGUUUUUAAGUAAUUUGUUUACAAUGUUUUUUUCCCUCCUGUAAAGUGAUUUAUUAGUCCCCUACCGGUUUAACCGGAGGGGACUUUAGGUUUACCCUCCGUCCGUCUGUCUGUCUGUCUGUCAGUCCGUCGGUCCGUCCGUCCACAAAACUGGAUCCCGCGAUAACGCAAAAAGUACUGAAAAUAUUUUUAUGAAACUUGAUAUAUGGAUAGAUGGCAGUAUGGAGAUUAUGCACGUCUUUUUUUUUUCUUCCUAUGUUGAAAAUUCUGGUUGCUAUGGCAACAAAUAGUCUGAAAAUAUGGCAAAUUUAACACAUAAACUGGAUCCAGUGAUAACUCAAAAAGUACUGAAAAUAUUUUUAUGAAACUUGAAAUAUGGGUAGAUGGCAGUCUGGAGAUUAUGCACAUCUUUUUCUUUUCUUCCUAUGUUGAAAAUUCUGGUUGCUAUGGCAACAAAUAGCCUGAAUUUCAAGAUUUCUGAUUUAAAUUUUUCAGCUUUUUCACUAUAUGUUCUUUAUUUCUUAAGGUGUUUACUUCAAACUUUAAAUAUAAGUUUCUGGUCAUCAACCACAUCAUAUGUGACAAGGUUUAUAACUCUAGCACAAAAAUAUCAGUAUUACCUCCCUUGAACUUAGAUUUUUUAGGGGAAAAAAUGUUGUCUUUUUUAAAAUAACUUCUUUAUUUCCUAAUGUAUCUACUUCAAACUUCAUAUAUAUGUUUCUUAUUAUCACUCGACAUUUUUGAGAAGGUUAAAUACUCUAGCAAGACUUUUCCAGAAUUAUGUCCCCCUUUAACUUAGAUUUUUUAAAUAUUAACAAAUAGUCUGAAAAUAUGGCAAAUUUAACACAUAAACUGGAUCCAGUGAUAACUCAAAAAGUACUGAAAAUAUUUUUAUGAAACUUGAAAUAUGGGUAGAUGGCAGUCUGGAGAUUAUGCACAUCUUUUUCUUUUCUUCCUAUGUUGAAAAUUCUGGUUGCCAUGGCAACAAAUAGCCUGAAUUUCAAGAUUUCUGAUUUAAAUUUUUCAGCUUUUUCACUAUAUGUUCUUUAUUUCUUAAGGUGUUUACUUCAAACUUUAAAUUUAAGUUUCUGGUCAUCAACCACAUCAUAUGUGACAAGGUUUAUAACUCUAGCACAAAAAAUAUCAGUAUUACCUCCCUUGAACUUAGAUUUUUAGGGGAAAAAAUGUUGUCUUUUUUAAAUAACUUCUUUAUUUCCUAAUGUAUCUACUUCAAACUUCAUAUUAUAUGUUUCUUAUUAUCACUCGACAUUUUUGAGAAGGUUAAAUACUCUAGCAAGACUAUUUCCAGAAUUAUGUCCCCCUUUUAACUUAGAUUUUUUUCGAGAAACUGGUAUUUUCACUCCAACUUCUUCAUUCCUUAUAGGAUUUACUUUAAAAUCCCACAUCGUAAUAAUAUGACAAGGUUGUAUAAACAUAAUUUCCUUACUAAGCAUGGAAACUUAACACAUUACUGUGAUAUAGACAAACUUAUUUUAUUAUGUUUUGUGGUUGAUAUUUUCAAAUACAGACUUCAUCCUCAAAUUCAUUAUAAAUGGCAAUACACAGGAGUGUAUGACAAUUAAAGAACUUUUUGAGGGACCGGUAGGGGACUACUGUAUUGCCCGCAAUACUAUCAAAUGCUUGUUUUUCUCUGAUUAAUCUAGUAAAAGAUUUCUUUAGUUGUAAUGUAUCAGUAUGCAUGUUACAGUAUGAUUAUUGAAGAAUAAGCAUUCAUGCAUGAGAUCCAUAUGUAUGCUGGGCUAAAUGUAGUUGUUUCAGAUUAGUUCGUUGUUUUAUUGAAUUGAUUGAUGAUUGCAAACCAUGUCGACUGAAUUAUAUGUAUUUUUUGUAUGAUCAUUGCUUAGUGUGAUUUGAGAAAGAAGAUAAUGUGUUGAUGAUGGCUUUUAUACAUAGGAUAAAAUGUAAAAAUGAGCCAUGUAUUAAAAAAAAAAAUUGGAAAAUAGUGUGUAAUUGAUUGAAAGCAAUAAAUUGUUAAUUGCAGGAAAUAAUUAGAAAAACAAAAACAAAAAACAUUAUCAAACUGCUUAACCUGUCCUCUAUUACAGCAAGAAUAAAAAGUUUUUCUUUGGUAAACAAAAAUCUGAUUUGAUCCAAAAAUGGAUUUUAUUCUGAGGAAAAUAGUUACUGACAACUUUGGAGUUUAAUUUUUAGUUUUCUAUUGAAUUUUUAUGUAUUAUGUCAAAACUUUUUGCAAGAGUAAAGUGAAUUCUCGCUGGUAGAUCAAAUAAAAUGAAGAAAUAUUUAUUGAGGUAAAAAAUGUCUACCGUUUACAUUGUUUGUCAGUAUAAUGUAUUUGAUCAUAAUAACCAAGUAUUAAAAGUUAUUUCAUGUUUAAUGAAAGACAAGAAUUUUUAAUAACAGAUUGAUACAGAAUUUAAUAAUUUUGAAUACUCUUUAAUUCCUUUACACUUUUGAUAUUUUUUGUUGAUUAUCAAAUACUUGUAAAAUUAUGCUAGGUAUGAAUGUUGAAUAUAUGUACUUAUUGUAUACACAUGUUUAUAUUGUUUAGCAAGUUGUUGAUAUACCAUUUAGGAAUUUAUCCAUUUGAUAAAAGAUCUUUCAUCUGAAUUUACAUUAUAUCAUUAUAAGUUAUAUAUUGGCCCAGAAUGGUUGACUAAAAUUUUCUUUGCUUUUUGGCCAAAAAUUGAUUUGACAUAAUACUUUUUACAGUUUGGUUUGAAGGAUGUUGAAAUGAGGGAAUUUACUCUUCAAACAGAUAGGAAUUAACUAAUGGAAGCUGUUUUGAGAGAGAUUCUGAUCUGUAAACCACUAUAACAAAGAUUCUAUAUGUAGUUUUAAAUUAUAGAUUGUAAAUCCUUUACUGAAAUUUUAUAAAAAUAUGAUGUAUAUGAUAAUUAUUUGGUCAUAUUUUAUUAGAUUAUUAAAAAAGUCUGUUCAUUUAUGUUUCAUUGUAAUUAACCAUCUAGAUGUGCAUGUUGUGAAAUGAAAAUUAUUGCUCAAAACACCUAUCGUAAUUUCCUUCAAAAAUAUAGUGCCUUCCUUUAUCCAAGAACUAGGUUUUUAAUGUGCUAACAUUGCUUUCAUGUGUAUUUAGAUAUUUACAAAUGUUUUAUAUGUAUGUAUAAUAUGUAAUAUUUUGAGAAUUCUAUCAUGUAUUUUAGAGAUUUAAAUCAUUUCAUUUUCUGCAGCUUCAUCUAUACAUCAGUGAAAAUAUUUCAUUUUAGUCUUAGUAAAAUAAAUAUGGUGCUUAAUACAGUACAUGUAGCUUAUUUCUGUUGUUUUUUUCCAUGAGAAUGCAUCUUAAAUGAUGGUUUUAUUCUUUAAUUAAGGAAGUGAAUAAAAUAUUUGGUACAUUUUAAAAACACUUGUAUGUACAUGAUUGUAAAUUGUUGGAAUUUUCUUUUAUUUGGUGAAUUAUAUACACGUAAAAGCACCUGUAUACAUUAUUGUAAAUUUUUGAGACCAAGUAAUGCUUAUUGAAUGUGAGUAUCCUUAAUUAUUGAAAAAGUAUUGUACAAGUAAUUUGUAUAGAGAUUUUUGAAGAUAGAGAUGAAAAUAAAAUUUAGAUACUCUUGUAAAAUGUUUCUUUGUACAAAAGUGCUAAUCUUUAUUCUAGUAACAAUAAAAGAAAUCGAAUAUU
Messenger RNA from Ruditapes philippinarum (Manila clam), 4952 nucleotides. RefSeq names its product protein boule-like. Gene Ontology annotation, molecular function: RNA binding. The transcript is spliced from 10 exons. The record is from RefSeq and is a predicted model, not a curated record. NCBI's taxonomy places the organism in Eukaryota, Metazoa, Mollusca, Bivalvia, Venerida, Veneridae. The annotation marks the transcript as partial.